Nematostella vectensis (starlet sea anemone) is the source of this 2823-nucleotide messenger RNA. Its product is annotated as glycogenin-1. The record is from RefSeq and is a predicted model, not a curated record. The transcript has 6 exons. Gene Ontology annotation, cellular component: cytoplasm. NCBI's taxonomy places the organism in Eukaryota, Metazoa, Cnidaria, Anthozoa, Actiniaria, Edwardsiidae. Gene Ontology annotation, molecular function: glycosyltransferase activity. Bases 169 to 1533 code for a protein of 454 amino acids.
GAAGGGGACUUGUUGCACGAGGCGCGAACAUUUCAGACGUUCGUUGAAAUCGGCUCAGAGAAUCGUGCCCUGCAUGGAGAGAAAAUCUGGCUAAGAAAACAACCGUUAUAAGUCACUCUUAUACUAUUAAGCUACCGUGAUAGCGUAAUUACUGUAUUCACUGUUGUAAUGGCAGGAAAUCGGCCCGAUAGCGAAGCAUUUGUGAGUCUGGUUACAAACGACAACUACGCUAAUGGUGCGCUAGUGUUGGGGUACUCUCUACGUCGAGUGAAUACGACAAGAAAACUGGCCCUUCUCGUUACGAACCAAGUCAGCGAGGGAAUGAGGGAGCAGUUGCUUAGAGUAUGGGAUCACCUUGAAACAGUAGACCCAUUAGACAGUCAAGACGAUGCUAACCUGGCCCUUCUUAGCCGUCCAGAAUUAGGAAUAACCUUCACCAAGAUAAGGUGCUGGAAUUUGACACAUUAUCAGAAAUGUGUAUUCAUGGAUGCAGAUAUGCUCGUCUUACAGAACUGUGAUGAGCUAUUUGAUCGGUGCGAGCUGUCAGCUGUACCAGAUAUUGGCUGGCCUGACUGUUUUAAUUCUGGGAUGUUUGUGUUUGAACCUUCAAGAGCAACCCAUGAAGCACUUUUAAAGUAUGCUAUAGACCAUGGAAGCUUUGAUGGUGGUGACCAAGGACUGCUGAAUUCGUUCUUUAGCCAAUGGUCUCACGAGGAUAUCUCUACUCAUCUGUCGUUUAUUUACAAUAUGAAUUCCAAUGCAAGCUACACAUAUGCACCUGCCUAUAAAGAGUUUGGCAAGAAUGUGAAGAUAGUGCAUUUCAUUGGCCCUGUAAAACCCUGGCAGUACUCCUACAGCGAGACCUCUUCUACAGCAUAUGUGCCAUCAUCAAACAACAUUCCACAUGAGCGCAGUUAUAUUCAGCUGUGGUGGGAUAUAUACAACACAUUUGUCCUUCCUGGAAUGAGGCAAUGCGGUGAUUGCUCCACGCCACCAUCACCCGUUCACCCUUACUAUCAUGAACCCAGUCCGUCGGAUACUCCUUACAUUCCUACACCUGACCAGUUUGAGGAUUCCACAUAUCACCAUGAACAUUCUCGGCACCCUGUGUCAGAUUAUAUACCAGAGCACGAUGUGCCAGACAAAAAACCCGAACAUCACGUGCCAGACAAUAAGCCAGAGCAUCACAUACCAGACUAUGUUCCUACACAUAGUCUGGACUCGGAGGAUGGCCCUAGCAACCCCUCAUAUUUCACCGACGAGCCACGUCAUACCGAAGAUAACCAGCUGUCAGAUAAAAUAGAUGACGUCAACAUACACCAAGUAUCUGAGGACAUUGCAUUGCUUCACCUACAGCACCUGCCCAACAUGCCGGCAAUUCCAGAAGAGGGAUCUAACGGCCACAGGAAGCAAUGGGAAAAUGGCAGACCAGAUUACAAUGGCCGUGACAGCUUCCCCAACAUUCAAAAUGUCCUAGACUCUGUCCUUGAAGGGGAAAAUCGCCCUAUUGAAGAUGUCCCAGAAUUUAUAUAGAUUUAAACACAAUAGAGAAUGUGUUUGACUGAAGACACACCAUAGACUGGUACAGUUGCUCCUGAAAAUGUUUUAGGUAGUAGCAUUGACCAUGAAACCAUGAUAUAAAGGAGUAAAUCCUCCAUUCAAAAAUUAGCAAGACUAGGAUUGACAUGAAAUCUGUACUCUGUUAGGGUAAGCAAGGUGCCUUUUAUUCAUGGUCUUUCAUGGUGAGCAACAGUUUUACAGUAGAUUUGUAAUCUAAUUACUUUGCACUGUAGAUGAAAUUUCAACUGCAAAUAAAACCUUUUAGAAUGCAAAAAGGAAGUAUUCCCAAAUCGAGAAUGGAUGUUUAUCAAAGAUAAUUGUUUUCUGUUUGAUUAGACUUCAACUUUUAAAAUGUAAGCACUUACUUUGAGGUGGAGAAACUAAGGACUAAGAUACGAGUACUUCUAUGAGUAAUGGUGUCAGUAGAAAACAAUGAAAUUUAUUUGAGAAUUUAAAGGUCGCACAUGAAAAUGUAUCCUGUCUGAUAGAUUUCAACUGUUCUCCACCAAACAACAAUGUGAAAAUUCAAGUUUAAAAAUAAGCUUGCCUUACUCUGUUCACCAUUGUAGAAAUGAAGUCUCCAUUUAAUAUUUGUUUGUUACGUGAUAUUAAUCCUUUGUAUGUUUAUUGAAACUAGUUUCAAAGUUAUUGUCAAGUGUUUUUCUCGGCCACGCCGUCUUAGCUGUUGCUGCAUCUUAAAAGUCCUUUCUUAACAUUGGACUGACUGCAACAAGCCAUUUAUCAGCUGUUGGUUUCUACUAUAUCACUGAAGAGGAUUAUAUAUUCUUAGCAGAGUUAUAUGAAAUUUUGGGUGAAAAAAGAACAAAAAAUAACCUGGCCUGGUGUUGCUUCAAUCUAUAACGAUAUUGCUUAGAAAAAGAGUGAAAUGUAGAAGACAAAUAGGGUUAUUUCCAUGGAAUUUUAUUACCUUUUUAUAGAGAUUAUUAUUUCUGAUAGAAGAUAUUAGUAAAAACUGCUUUGGACUGGACCAAUAGGAGUCUAGAAUAAUACAUAAUGCACCUCAUAUGGUUUGUAGCCUUGUCAUCUGUCAGUGCUGUGAUUCCUAAAAUUGUAAGGAAAUAACCAGUAGAGGUGUAACUAUGGCCCCUCCCUCGGUUUUCUGUAUUCCAUGUAUUCGUGCCCCCACAGUUUUUCCAUGCCUUUUAAGGCCCUACCUGGGAUGUAAUUUUGUACAGUUUAUUUGCUUCUACUGUUGUUAGAUAAUUUAGAAUUGCAUUAAAAAAUAAAGAUUAUUCUGCUGCA